Molecule: messenger RNA, 1205 nt
Organism: Struthio camelus australis
Lineage: Eukaryota; Metazoa; Chordata; Aves; Struthioniformes; Struthionidae
Source: RefSeq, a predicted model, not a curated record
CCUUGCUCCCUGGGAGCAUCAUCCAGGGGUGCCCCUGUCCUCAGGAGUGUUGUCCAGGGGGGUUCCUCUCCUUGCUCCCUGGGAGCAUCAUCCAGGGGUGCCCCUGUCCUCAGGAGCAUUGUCCAGGGGUGUUCCUGUCCCCAGGAGUGUUGUCCAGGAGUGUUCCUCUCCCCUCUCCCCGGGAGCAUCAUUCACGGGUGCCCCUGUCCCCAAGAGUGUUGUCCAGGGAUGUUCCUAUCCUCAGGAGCAUUGUCCAGGGGUGUUCCUGUCCCCAGGAGCGUUGUCCAGGAGUGUUCCUCUCCCCAGGAGCAUCAUCCAUGGGUGUCCCCAUCUCCUGGAGCAUCGUUCAGGGGUGUCCCCGCGUCUGGGGCUGGUUUGGGCGUGGCAGAUGUGAGCAGGGGUGGGAUUCAAACCCCAUCUCUUGUGGCCCGCAGGAGCUGUCCGGCUUCACCCUGGACCAAGUGGCUUUCGAGGACGGCAAAGGGAAGUGUCCGUACGACCCCACCAAGGGACACACCGGCCUCAUCGUGGAUGGCGAGCUCUACUCGGCCACCUUCAACAACUUCCUGGGCACGGAGCCCGUCAUCCUCCGCAACCUGGGGCCCCACUACUCCAUGAAGACGGAGUAUCUCACCUCCUGGCUGAACGAGCCCCACUUCGUGGCCUCGGCCUACGUGCAGGAGAGCGCGGCCAGCAGCACCGGCGACGACGACAAGGUUUACUUCUUCUUCAGCGAGCGGGCUGUGGAGUAUGACUGCUACGCUGAGCAAGUGGUGGCCCGCGUGGCCCGGGUCUGCAAGGGGGAUGUCGGCGGUGCCCGCACGCUGCAGAAGAAGUGGACGACCUUCCUCAAGGCUCGCCUGGGGUGUUCGGCACCCGAGCAGCAGCUCCAAUUCAACCCCCUCCAGGACGUCUUCACCCUGGGGGACGUGGACGUCUCAGCUAUCUGCCGGUACCACAUCCUGGAGGUGAAGAAAGCCUUCGAGGGGCCCUACAAGGAGUAUCGGGAGCAGGCCCAAAAGUGGGGCCGGUACUCGGACGAGGUGCCGAGCCCCCGUCCCGGGGCGUGCAUCACCGACUGGCACCGCCAGAACGGCUUUGCCAGCUCCCUGGAGCUGCCCGACAAUACCCUCAACUUCGCCAAGAAGCACCCGCUGAUGGACGAGCCCAUCCUGCCCCACCGCGGGAGCAUCAUCCAUGGCUGA